AUGAAGCGCUUGGGUGCCUGCAUCCUGCUGAUUGGGGGUUUUAUUUGGCUAUCCUACACCGUGAGGCUGAAGCAGAGAGAGACCCCGCAGGCCGGCCUCAGCCCCAGCCCCAACCCCAGCCGUGGCUCGGUGGAGCUGAGCGACGGGACCUUCACCUUCCGCUUGGAUUACGCCGCCUUCCGGGCCGAGUUCCCCCAGCUGCAGAGCUACCGGUGCCGGGAGCUGAUCCCAGGGGACGGGGUUUGCACCGGGCCCCCGGGGCUGCCCCUGCUGCUCCUGGCCGUGAAAUCCCACCCAGCAUCCAGCGCCAGACGGGCCACUGCCCGCCGCACGUGGGCCCGGCCCAGGGUCCUGGGGGGCUACCGGGUCCGAGCCGUCUUCCUCGUGGGGGUGUCCCCCGACCCCCGGCACCUGGCCCUGCUGGAGUGGGAGAGCCAGGAGUUUGGGGACGUGGUGCUGUGGGAUUUCGCUGAGAGCCACCAAAACCUGUCGCUCAAGGAGCGCUGCUUCCUGCGCUGGGUGGGGGCGCACUGCGGGCAGGCGGAUUUCAUCUUCAAAGGGGACGAUGACGAGUUUGUGAACCCCCCCGCACUGGUGACCUACCUGGGCCAGACGCCCAACGCCUCCCACAUCAUCCACGGCAACAUCCAGCGCCAUGCAGUCGUGAUGAGAG
This is a messenger RNA of Terrapene triunguis (Three-toed box turtle), 673 nucleotides long. RefSeq names its product N-acetyllactosaminide beta-1,3-N-acetylglucosaminyltransferase 3-like. Gene Ontology annotation, cellular component: membrane. The record is from RefSeq and is a predicted model, not a curated record. The transcript is spliced from 2 exons. Lineage: Eukaryota; Metazoa; Chordata; Testudines; Emydidae. Gene Ontology annotation, molecular function: protein N-acetylglucosaminyltransferase activity. The annotation marks the transcript as partial.